AUUAAAUGCAAAACACUGUCUAAUUUUAGUAAGGUGUACAAUGCCAAUGCACAUAUUCAAGUCAAGUCAAGUGGUUUUUAUUGUCGUUUCAACCAUAUUUAGUACAGUACACAGCGAAACGAGACAACGUUCCUCCAGGACCAUGGUGCUACAUAAAAACAACAUAUGACAAACACAGAACCACAUGAGACUACACAACUAAAUAAAGGUUGUGACCUGAAAUCCACCAAUUGAAUAAUACAAACUUUGUAGGUGAAUUCACACAAUAUAUUUUCAAAUAUUUAAAAUUAACUGCAAAAAUGUUUGAUAAUGUCAAAUUGCACCCAGUCAUUUUUCAAAGUCAUGAAUUCAGAGGCUUUUUCCAAUUCAAGUUCUGGUGAUGUAAAAAUGACGCCAUACACUUCAAAGCAUACAUGAAGAUUGGAAACAACUUCGUAGCUACAUUGCCCCCGGUUGGUCACUUUAUUAUCCGACAGUGGGUGUUUCAUAAAAGGUUGCUCAUGAAGAGCACGAAGAAAAAACACCAAUAUCUUGAGAAACUAAUUGUCUAAUCAAACUAAUGUGAUUUCUUCUACUAGACAUUUGAUUUAUAGUCACCGCUGAUUUAUUUAUUUACAAUAAUUACAAUGAACGCACACCUAAAAGGAGAAAAGAUCAUGUAUGGAAUCUAUUCCCAUUUCUCUACUGACUUCACCUUAUUUCUUUUCAAUAUAAUCUGUUUCUGUACGUUUUACACAACCUUCAAACGGCUGAUUUGUCCCGUUUAGAACGCAGGGAAAGAAACGAAUCUGCGACGCGAGUUUUACCUUCUGUGUAAUCGCCUUGACAACGACAUGUUUAUAUUAGCCGUGAGCUAUUUUUUGUUUUCAUCUAGCUAAAUAUAUAUAUAUAUAUAUAUAUAUGUUGCAAUAUUACACUUUUCAGAUAGCCCUCAAACUUUAACAAAGAAUUUUACAUUUCAUUCAUUUUUUUAUGUUAUACACAAGGAAAAUGUCAAAUCGUUUAUACCGUUUGCUCUUCAGUAGCUAGCUCGAUAGCAAGGUUGGCCAGCAGCACACGUCAGAAGUCUCUCGCAUUGGGUUUUUAUUUGGAUACUUUAAGAUGUUCAAGGUUAAAAUACUAUUAACUGGACCAAGCGAGUGUGGGAAGACAGCACUAGCCAAUUUUCUCUCUGACACAACAGAAACAAUCGGAGCUGAUUACAGCCCAACACAAGGCGUAAGAAUUCUUGAAUUUGAAUCACACAUUCUAUCCAAUGGCAACAAAAAUUCAGCAUGUGAGGUGGAACUAUGGGAUUGUGCAGGGGAUUUUAAGUUUGAAUCGUGCUGGCCAGCUUUGAUGAAGGACUCCAAUGGGGUUGUUAUUGUAUUUAACCCAGAUGUGCCAAGCCAUCUCAAGGAAAUCGAGACCUGGCACUCUACAUUCAUCUCCUCACAGGGGUUACUGGAGGCCCAGUGUCUACUGAUAGCACACCAUAAACCAGGGAGUGGGGCUGAUACCACCCGUCCACCUUUAGCCACACAGCUAAGCAAAUUGCCUCUUAUUCACUCAAACCUUGAGGAAGAGCCUGAAGAUGUUCGACAGGAGUUCUGCAAAUAUUUAGGAAACGUUACUCGGAUGCUAUCAGAAAAUCAAGAACGUGAAGAGAUGUCAAUUAUUACAUAAUUUG
Molecule: messenger RNA, 1669 nt
Organism: Xyrauchen texanus (razorback sucker)
Lineage: Eukaryota; Metazoa; Chordata; Actinopteri; Cypriniformes; Catostomidae
Gene: ift22
Product: intraflagellar transport 22 homolog (Chlamydomonas)
Exons: 5
Coding region: 1102-1665 (187 amino acids)
Biological process (GO): intracellular protein transport
Cellular component (GO): endomembrane system
Molecular function (GO): GTPase activity
Source: RefSeq, a predicted model, not a curated record